This is a messenger RNA of Vicia faba (fava bean), 468 nucleotides long. The record is from the annotation of a GenBank genome assembly. Lineage: Eukaryota; Viridiplantae; Streptophyta; Magnoliopsida; Fabales; Fabaceae.
AUGUUAAGUGGUGAACUUCCAUCUAAGAUUAUUUGUAAUUUUCCACAAUUGCAAUAUCUCUACUUAUCAUAUAACAAUUUUGUUAGCCAUGAUGGUAACACUAACCUUGAACCUUUCUUUGCUUCCUUGAUGAACUCGUCGAACUUUCAAGAACUUGAAUUGGCCAGAAACGGUCUCGGCGGGAAGCUUCCUCAUAUUAUAGGUAAUCUUCCUUCCGGCAUGCAACAUCUUCACCUACAAGAGAAUCUCAUACAUGGCGCUAUACCACCUCAAAUUUCCAGCCUUGUCAAUUUAACUUUGUUGAAGUUGUAUAGUAACCAAAUAAAUGGAACAAUCCCUCGAAGCCUGUGCAAUAUUGAUACGAAUUGCAGUUGGCCGGAGAAGUGGAGCGUCGUUGACCGCCGUAGAAGCUCUGGUUUAGGGUUUUUUCGUGAAGAAAAUCUGACUGAGAAUAGAAAAGUGAUAUGA